Messenger RNA from Paramecium tetraurelia, 1074 nucleotides. RefSeq lists its product as uncharacterized. The record is from RefSeq and is a predicted model, not a curated record. Gene Ontology annotation, molecular function: threonine deaminase activity; L-serine ammonia-lyase activity. The transcript is spliced from 2 exons. Lineage: Eukaryota; Ciliophora; Oligohymenophorea; Peniculida; Parameciidae. Gene Ontology annotation, biological process: L-serine catabolic process; L-threonine catabolic process.
AUGGGCUGUGCUUAAAGUAGGAAAAAAAAUGAGGAAUGUUCUAUGAUAUCCUGUGAAAUUAAGUAUUUAUUGCCAGAAUUAGUUUAAGCAAUUAAACUAGGAUAACAAUGCAUUUACUCUGAAGAAUCACCGAUUAAAUUAACUCCUGUUAAAGAAAUAGGAGGGAUAUUUUGCAAAUUAGAAAGUCUCCUACCAACAGGAUCAGUCAAAAUGAGAGCAAUAUAUCAUAUGUUGUAUAGGUUGCAUCAAAAAAAACGGCAUAAAGGGAUGGACUAAAUGAAUCUCGUCAUCUGUUCCUCUGGGAAUGCAGCUAUGGCUUGCAUAGAGUGUUUAAAAUUAUUGAAAAAAGAAAAGAAAUAAGAAAUAUCUGAAGAUUAGACUAUUAGUGAAUUUCCCUAAGAUGACACUCCAACUGAUCCAGGUUUAUCCGCUAUCAUAAAUAAUUAAUAAUUAUCCUCUAAAAUAAAACCUUAUUAAUUACUUGGAUAGCUUAUUAUAUUUUGCAAACAUUUAAAUGAAAUACAUACUUUUAAUGAUUUACCAAAUGUUUAAGUUAUUAAUUCUUAAUUAAAUAAACCAGACAUCGAGAUUGAAGCAUUCAAAUAUGCUCAAGAUCAUGGCUAUGACUAUAUAGAUCUAUUAAACGACGUCGAUGUUUUCGGAGGCUAUGCUACGAUUGGAUUUGAAAUUGAUCAAUGGUAAAUCUUGACAAAUACUAAAAUUGACUAUGUAUUUGUAACACUUAAGAGUGGUGCUUUGAUCGCAGCCAUUGCAUUCUACCUAAAAUACAUAGCCUUAACAUAAAUCCAAGUUAUUGGAGUUAUGUUGUAUGGCUCCACUAGGAGUGAAUCAACAAUGUGUUCUCAAAUUAUAGAGGGAUUUAUUGAUGAAAUUAUUUUCGUUACCACUUAGGAUGUUGAAAAAGCAUAGUGUGAAUUAGCUAAAGCAGAAUUCAAUUCAGCAAUAGCUUAUGCAGGAUGCAAAAAAACAUAAUAUAAAAAUAGUCUUGUCGUACUUUCAGGAAGCAAUAUUGCUGUGAGUAAUUUAUCUAAAUUGAUAACUAAAUAUCAAUGA